Molecule: messenger RNA, 348 nt
Organism: Opisthorchis viverrini
Lineage: Eukaryota; Metazoa; Platyhelminthes; Trematoda; Opisthorchiida; Opisthorchiidae
Exons: 3
Biological process (GO): protein phosphorylation
Molecular function (GO): ATP binding; calmodulin binding; calcium/calmodulin-dependent protein kinase activity
Source: RefSeq, a predicted model, not a curated record
GGUGAGCUGUUCGAUAGAAUCGUUCAGAAGGGGAGUUACACAGAACGAGAUGCCAGUUCUUUGAUAAAACAAGUUCUACUUGCUACAGAAUACAUGCACAGCAGAGGCGUCGUUCAUAGAGACUUAAAGCCAGAAAACCUACUCUACUACAGUCAAGAAGAAGAUAGUAAAAUUAUGAUCAGUGACUUUGGUUUGUCCCAGAUCGAGACCAACGAAACCCACAUGGCCACCGCCUGUGGAACGCCAGGAUAUGUGGCACCGGAGGUUUUGUGUGUUCAAGAUGGGAAAACAACAUACGGAAAAGAAGUGGACUGUUGGGCAAUCGGUGUCAUCGCCUACAUUCUGUGA